Messenger RNA from Leptonychotes weddellii (Weddell seal), 1504 nucleotides. The record is from RefSeq and is a predicted model, not a curated record. Lineage: Eukaryota; Metazoa; Chordata; Mammalia; Carnivora; Phocidae.
CAAGGUCUCUGUGAGGAGGUGAGGCUUAGUCUUUCUCCGAAGUGCGGCAGCCUGGUGACUCCAGCAUGGAAUGGGGGCUCUACGCUGCCCUCAUGAGAGGGACAAACCAGUCCAGUGUUUCUGAGUUCCUCCUCCUUGGGCUCUCCAGGCAACCCCAGCAGCAGCAGCUCCUCUUUGUACUCUUCCUGAGCAUGUACCUGGCCACGGUCCUGGGAAACCUGCUCAUCCUCCUGGUCAUUGGCGUGGACUCCCGCCUUCACAUCCCCAUGUACUUCUUCCUCAGCAACCUGUCCUUUGUGGACAUCUGCUUCUCCUCUACCACUGUCCCCAAGAUGCUGGCCAACUACAUACUCGGGACUCAGACCAUCUCCUUUUCUGGGUGUCUCACACAGAUGUAUUUUGUAUUCAUGUUCGUGGACAUGGACAAUUUCCUCCUGGCUGUGAUGGCCUAUGACCGCUUUGUUGCCAUAUGCGCCCCCUUACACUACUCAACAAAGAUGACCCACCAGCUCUGUGCCCUGCUGGUUGCUGGGUCAUGGGUCAUUGCCAACCUGAAUGUUCUAUUGCAUACCCUGCUGAUGGCUUGACUCUCGUUCUGUGCAGACAAUGCCAUCCCCCACUUCUUCUGUGAUGUGACACCCCUCCUGAAACUCUCCUGCUCUGACACACACCUCAAUGAGAUGAUGAUUCUUUUCGAAGCAGGGUUGAUAAUGAUCGCUCCAUUUAUUUGCAUCUUGGCUUCAUAUGUCCGUAUUACCUCUGCUGUCCUAAGAGUCCUGUCUACAAAGGGAAAAUGGAAAGCCUUCUCCACCGUGGCCCACCUGGCCAUGGUUUCUCUCUUCUAUGGCACCAUCAUUGCUGUGUACUUCAACCCUUUAUCCUUGCACUUAGCUGAGACAGAUAUAGCAGCUGCUAUGAUGUUCACAGUGAUGACUCCCAUGCUGAACCCCUUCAUCUACAGCCUGAGAAACAAAGACAUAAAAGGGCUCUUGGAAAAGUGGUUGCUAUGAAAUUUUUUCUACUUCGUAAUGAAAUGGGCUAAGAAAAUCUUGGAAGGAACUAAUUUCUAAGAAGAUCAUAUUUGUUUUUUCUAUUGUGCACAACUUAGCCAUUUGUCAUUGAAUAUUAUUCUAGUUUCUGUCUUGGGACAUCAGACUUGAUAUAGCCACUUCAGGUUAAAGGUGGAAAGAGAGAUCGUUUUACCAAAUCACCUGUUAGAACUGCCAGUGCCCUCCAGCCAAAACUGACUAGGAAUAUAUAUAUCUUGUUGAAUAAUUCUGGUUUAUUAGGCUCACAAGGGAGAAUACAUACCAUGGGGAGUAGUGAGCAUCUUAGUAAGAAGGUGCUACACAGGACAUACUAAAAGACUUGAGUUUGUGUGAGGUGAAUUUAGUGAGGACUUAAAGAAUUGGGUCUGUGCUCUGGAUUACAUGUGUCACAUAGUGGGGAUGAUUCUGAUUGAGUAUCUGAAAAUAUUUUAUCUAGGAGGGGCGCCUGGGUGGCU